Molecule: messenger RNA, 1690 nt
Organism: Cokeromyces recurvatus
Lineage: Eukaryota; Fungi; Mucoromycota; Mucoromycetes; Mucorales; Mucoraceae
Exons: 3
Coding region: 55-1473 (472 amino acids)
Source: RefSeq, a predicted model, not a curated record
UUUUAAUAUCAAAUCAGUUAACACUCUUCUUUAUAUAUUUUUGUAUAUAAAUUAAUGUUUUAUUAUAAUAAUAAUCCAUCGGUUCCACCUCUGCAAACUAGUGAAAUGAAUCCUUUAGAUAGUUCCUUUGAAUCAGAUCAAUUUCAAUCUACUAUAGAUAAUCGUUAUAACCAAUUUGAUUUCAACACUGCUACGCAACCAAUGGACGUUCCUAUGCAACAAUCAAAUGAGACGAUGAUUUCUAACUCAUUCUAUGAUACUACUUGUUUAUCACCAAUUGCUAUUAAUACUGCUAAUCCUAUAACAUCAAAAGCAUCAUUAUACAGUGUAUCUCCUCCUCAGUUUGAUAUGACAAAUAAUUGUAAUAGUAAUGAUUUUAUUACUCGUUCUCCAGAAUCUUCUUCAUCCGCAGAAUCCAAUUUGGUUUCACCUCCACAACAGUAUUAUACUUCAGUCCACUGCUCCGAUCAUGUUUGGCCUGAAUCAAUUCCUUCUACAACAACUGCUACUCCACAGCAGAACAACUAUUAUUAUUUUACCAACUCGAAUGAAAACCACUCACUAGUAGGAAUAAAGAGAUCUGCUUCUGUUCCACACAAUUUUCAUAAAUUAAAAUCCCCAGAGGAUAAUAAUAGCCAAUUUCAAACUACACCAUCUUCAACAUUUACGCCUAUCAUUAAUAACAACUAUAAUAAGGCACUCCCUAUUCAAAUUCAAAGAAUUAAUCAUGGUCAUCAUAAUCAUUCGAAUCGUCGACCCGUAGAUGCAGAAACCUAUCGUCGUCAACUAGAUGAAAAGCUAGAAAAAGUGAAUUUUGAUGAUAUUACAGUGGCUGAAUUAAAAGAAAUGUUACGUGAACGAGGCUUAUCUGCAUCAGGUCGCAAAGCUGAAUUGAUGCAUCGUUUAAAAGAAGAAUAUGAUAUGCUAAUGAGAAGAAGAAAUGAUAAUACAAGUUAUUGUUCCUUAAAUUAUCCUAAUAUUCCACAGCAGCAACCAUUCGCAUUUUCUCCAUCCGUUGGAUUAUUGCAUCAUCGAAUGGCUGCUAAUUUAAAUGUAAAUUCACCUAAAAGACAAUAUCAUAAUAAUAAUAAUAGUAGUAAAAGUACCCUUUAUCAUCCUUAUUCACCACCAACUCGCCAUUCUUCUGUUGCAGUUGGGCAAAUGGGAUAUCGUAUGGCUUCCUCGGUGCCUAAUUUGUAUACCCCAUCUUAUCUCAAUGACCAUCAAAUCAUGAUAAGACAACCUUCCUGUCUUCGUAAACCAAUUGGAAGCGAUGAAGAUCCAGAACAGCAAAGCCAAGAAACUUGGAUGCCAACAUUUAAUAACGAUGACAAUGAACCUUCUCCAUUGAAUCUUAAUUAUUAUUCUACAGUACCAGAAACAAACGAAGAUGCUCCUACUGCUGUUGCUGUUACUUCUACCGCUGACUUGUGGGAUGAUCAAACACUUCAAAACUUUCUAAAUCAAAUUUAACCAAAAAAAGAUUGUAUAACAUUAUGCAUAUGUAAAUAACCUCACAUUGUUUUUGUUUUGUUGUUGUUUUUUUUUAACUUCAAAAGAAAUACAUAUAUGUAUAUACUGUUAAAUACCACCCUCACUUUUGUAUACACAUCUUUAAUAAUAUCAUAUUUAGAAAUACUCAUAUAUCUAUUUGUUUAAUAAAUAAAAAGCUUCCUUUUCUUUUCUUUUA